AUGGACGACAGUCAGAAGACCUUGAGGCAAGGCACGCUGCUCAAGGAUAACUUUGAUAAGUGGACCACAGACGAAGUGGUGCAAUGGUGUGGGACUGUGCUUGGAAAGGACGAGCAGGAGCCGCUAUUCACUCGUAUCAGAGACAAUAAUAUAGACGGCAGUGUGUUGCAGGAGCUCACGCUUCAAGACUGCAAAGAGCUUACCGAUAAUGACUUGAAAGAGGCUAUCAAGCUGAAAUUGUGGCUAAACAAGCUUAUCGAUUCACAAUUAGGUGAGGAUGACGUGCCUACAGAAGACAUAGUUGUAGUAUUGAAGAAUUUGCAUACUACAGUGUCACAGAAAUUGCUGGAUUUCCAAAGUCAGUACUCCGGUUUGCGAGCAGAUGUGGUGGAAAUCAUGAAGAGAUCGAAGACUGCUGAACAUGGUAUGUCCUCGCCUCAACUAACACCAUCAACUGCUUCAUCAAAGCCUUCUGGUGCGAGAACAGACUACUUCGAUCAUGGCCAGCUGCGGCAAUCGCCUAGAGCGAAAGAAGUACGCCCCACUUUGCUAUACAAUAAAUCUACACCUAAUAGUAAUAGCAAUAGCAAUAGCAAGUAUCAUGAUCAAAUUAUACAUGCCAAUUCAUCAUUAACUAUACCCAAUAUUAAGAGUAAUCUCUCCCCAAUAGAGCCACUUAAACAAUUGAAAGCCUCGAAAGAGGAUUCCUGUGAGAAGAUACUGAAGAAUGCAAUGGUAAGGCAUAAUUUAGCUGAUCAAGAUUGGAAACAAUAUGUAUUAGUAAUAUCUUAUGGUGAUCAAGAACGUAUUCUAGACUUAGCUGAAAAACCAGUAGUGAUAUUUAAGAAUUUGAAAAGGCAAGGACUUCAUCCUUCUAUCAUGCUGAGAAGACGGGGUGAUUUUGAGGAAGUGGACAUGUCCAUGAAUGGAUUGAGCUCUGCUGAUGUUACACCUGGUGGACGAUUAUAA
Molecule: messenger RNA, 969 nt
Organism: Nakaseomyces glabratus
Lineage: Eukaryota; Fungi; Ascomycota; Saccharomycetes; Saccharomycetales; Saccharomycetaceae
Gene: STE50
Product: Ste50p
Biological process (GO): signal transduction
Molecular function (GO): protein binding
Source: RefSeq, a predicted model, not a curated record